UCGAUCCUCUCUGCUCUGUGUUCACUUCCGUCAGAAAGAUGAAAUCGGACCAUAAUGAAGUUUUUUACAGCUUCUGGUUGAAAUAAACGGUGUAGUUUUGGCGAUUGUUUGAAGAAAAUGUGCUUUUCCAUUCGGGGUUCAGAGGGUCAAAUAGAAAAUGUUGUGAAGACGUGUUUGUUCUUCCAGGACCUGAAGUUUCCUCCUCGGGGGAUGGAGGGCCAGACCAACCCGGCCUCCUGGCCCUGGUUCCAGCUGAUGAACGACGCUCUGGAGGGACGUCUGGCGGGGAAAGCUCCCCGAGUGGCGCCCGUGUGGAGCAGCGAGGAGGACGGCGUCUUCGUGUCGUCUCCUCCCCCUGACAGAGACUGUCUGAUGACGGAGAGGAGCGGCGUGUCGGAGCUGGAGAACACGGUGGGCGUCGACGCCGCCGAGUCGGACGGGAACGUGACCUACAUCGACGCCAGUGGAGAGGAGUGUUCCACGCCCUCGGACCUGUCCUAUAAAACCGUCUGCUGUCCGUCUCCCACAGUGACGGACCAGGACACCAGGAGGAUGAUCCAACUCAGAGCUGCUAACGAGGCUCUGUUCACCGGGAGGAGGAACGCUGCCAAAGCUGCCUGGAAAGCCAUCCUGAAGGAGCUCGGGCUGCAGGGGAAAGUCUCCACCUACCAGAUGGCAAAGAAAUGGGACAAUCUGAAGAGGAGAUACAAGGACCUGAAGUAUCCUCCUGUUGGUAUGGAGAACGUAGCAGACAGCACCUCCUCCUGGCCGUGGUUCCAGCUGAUGAAUGAAGCGAUGGAGGGCCGCCUGACGGCCAGCGCCCCCCUCCUUGCCCCUGUCAUCCAUGAUGACGACCACCCCUCCCCCGCCCCCAGACACAGGUCCCACCCUCCCCCUCCUCCCCCCACCUCCUCCUCAGACUACGUACAGGAGGCGUUCGGCGACUCCGGCGGCAGCGAGCAGAACCAGCGUGACUCUGAGGUGUGCGAGGGCCCACUGGGAGGACUGGAGAGGGAGUGGGAGGUGGUGGAGAGAGACCGAGCGGCGGUGGAGAGAGAGAGGGAGAUGGUGGAGAGAGACCGAGCGGCGGUGGAGAGAGAGAGGGCGGCGGUGCAGGCGGAGCGGCUGUGGUUAGAGAGGGAGAGGGCGGCGGUGGAGAGAGACCGAGCCAUGGUGGAGCAGGAGAGGGCCUCGCUGGGCCGGGACCGGGAGGUGCUGGACCAGAGAGCCCUGAUGCUGAACUCUGUGGGUCACUCCGGACACCUCAACGCCCUCAUGUAGACCCGCGUGGACCGUCCUCCCGUACAGACAUCCUGGUCCGUGGUGGACUACGGGACUACAGAGGAGGAGGUGUGGACCUGGACGUGGUCUGUCUCCAUACAGAGCUGGUCCUGGUUUUCAACAGGAGAGCUGCACAGUGAACUGAAGACCUGGUCCUGGUUUAAGGUAGGAUGUGGACUUGUUGUCUUUUAACAAUCUGGAUGCAGAUCCCUUAGUUUCUUUAAAGUGGAACCUCUUUACAGCUGAACUAUCAACACACGGAUACGGACGGAUCUGAACUAAUAUCGCUGGCUGACUACUCGGUCCGGUUCUAGUCUGGACCUCCUGAGCUCCUCACGUAGACGUGGUUUUAAUCAGAGGAGGUUUGAGUAGCUCCUCCCACUCCAGGUUGGUGUUGGCAGGGCUCCUUCUGAGGCGGAGGAGGCGGAGCUUGUUCAUCCUGAACUUUAGUAUUUCACACGUUCAUGACAAAAGACCGAAAAAAAUCCACCACCCUACGUAGACUGACCUGGGGGCGUAGACCACCACCAUACGUAGACUAAGCUGGGACAUUGAGCACCACCGUACGUAGACUAAGCUGGGACAUUGAGCACCACCAUACGUAGACUAAGCUGGGACAUUGAGCACCACCGUACGUAGACUAAACUGGGACAUUGAGCACCACCGUACGUAGACUAAGCUGGGACAUUGAGCACCACCGUACGUAGACUAAGCUGGGACAUUGAGCACCACCGUACGUAGACUAAGCUGGGACAUUGAGCACCACCGUACGUAGAUUAAACUGGGACAUUGAGCACCACCGUACGGAGACUAAACUGGGACAUUGAGCACCACCGUACGUAGACUAAGCUGGGGCAUAGACCACUUUGGACGUGGAGCCUAAACAAAGGAGGAGGAACCAGAUCAUAAACAAACUCUGAUGUGCAUUCAAGUGUUUCUUUUUGGGCUCCUCCCAGUUUUUUGUAUUUAUUUACAAGAAGUUCUUUUUCUAUUGUUUUUAUUUAAGAGGUGACGGCAGACCGAGCUUCGUUUGGUCCUCUCGUGAUGUCACUUCCUGCUCUUCUGAAUGUUGGACAGAUAAAGAAUUUCCGUCUGAGAUUUUAAAUUUUUCCUCCAAACAAAGACUGAAGUGAACUUUUCUCUUUCUCUCGUUUGUACGACAUGAGAUUAAAACGUUUCAUUAUCAA
Messenger RNA from Anarrhichthys ocellatus (wolf-eel), 2468 nucleotides. RefSeq lists its product as uncharacterized. Gene Ontology annotation, cellular component: cytoskeleton. The record is from RefSeq and is a predicted model, not a curated record. Bases 118 to 1281 code for a protein of 387 amino acids. Lineage: Eukaryota; Metazoa; Chordata; Actinopteri; Perciformes; Anarhichadidae. The transcript has 4 exons.